Molecule: messenger RNA, 597 nt
Organism: Dioszegia hungarica
Lineage: Eukaryota; Fungi; Basidiomycota; Tremellomycetes; Tremellales; Bulleribasidiaceae
Exons: 3
Coding region: 1-597 (198 amino acids)
Source: RefSeq, a predicted model, not a curated record
AUGUCGGCCCCGCAACCCUCGUCCCCGGAAGAGCAUGAUCCGCUCGACCUCACCUCCCUCGACGCCGACUCCCUCUUCACGGCUCUAGGCGCUGUUGAUCUGGCCAUUCCAGACCUACUUCUCUCCGUCAAACCCGUUCUCGCGCACCUGACAUCCCCUACCCCCGAACGCACUGCCAUAACAGCCAACAAAGCAAUAGAGGCAUACAUGUCCACUCUUGACAAAAUCCAGUUCAUCCUCCGUCAAACGGUCUACUAUCUACGCGAAACGAGAGCGUCAACUUCUGCGCUGAGACCACCUCCGGUAGGGUCUAUUCCGACACCCUUCUCGGCGAGCCUGCCGGCUGGUACUGGCGUAGGGGCUGGAGCAGGAGCUAAGGAGAAGGCUGCAGUUGCAGGAGGAGACGAGUCUCGCGCAGGCGGCGGGGAGGUUGAGCUUGGGCUGUAUGGGAUGAGAACGGAGGUGCGGGUGAUGAAGGAUCUGGAGGAGACGCUGAAGCGGCUGAGAGAGGACCUGAGUGGGAGUCAGGGUCUAGAGACGCGAUCUGGAGGGCCGAAAAAUGUUGCAGCAUCGCAAGCAGAUAUCACAGAUAGAUGA